Messenger RNA from Arabidopsis thaliana (thale cress), 1900 nucleotides. RefSeq names its product ureide permease 5 (gene UPS5). NCBI's taxonomy places the organism in Eukaryota, Viridiplantae, Streptophyta, Magnoliopsida, Brassicales, Brassicaceae. The transcript is spliced from 4 exons. Bases 725 to 1747 code for a protein of 340 amino acids. Gene Ontology annotation, molecular function: transmembrane transporter activity. The record is from RefSeq and is marked reviewed. Gene Ontology annotation, cellular component: membrane. Gene Ontology annotation, biological process: allantoin transport; uracil transmembrane transport; transmembrane transport.
UUUAAUAAAAUAAAAUAUAGUUUAAUAUAUUCAGCUUCGGUCGCUGUUUUGGAUUCAUGUACAAGCUCUUCGUUGACUUGUCUUCAAGAGAUCGUUCAUCUGGAACUCUGUUCUGUUGCAAGGUAAGAAAAUAAAUCUUGAACUCUGCUUUUAGGGAGCUUACUAGUCUAACUCUGGAUUCUUCUGCAUCUUCUUUUCGCUUUCUAAAGUCUGUUGCGAUGAAUGAUAAAACUCAACUGUUUUCUCAAUCCUGAAAUUAUGGCCGAAAACUAGUGAACGAAGGCGUGCACAUGAUCCUAUAGCUGACUAGGAUUUUAAUUUGGGAACUAUGCUGAGAUUCUUUAGUAAUUUGAUGUUUCCUUGUACUCUCAGUCAGAAUCAAACCGUUGACUAUCUUUAAUGAGAAACAGGAACUUAUUGACGAAGAAGGUCGAUGAUGAUAGCUCAAGAAUUGGGAAUAUAUGUUGUGGAGAGCAAAGGAGGAGCAAUAUUAUGUCUAUUGCUUUCUCUGCUCUGUUUAGGCACUUGGCCUGCUCUUAUGGCUCUUCUUGAACGGCGUGGUCGUCUCCCACAACAUACUUAUCUUGAUUAUUCCAUCACUAACUUUUUGGCUGCAAUCUUUAUAGCCUUUGUGUUUGGUGGGAUAGGUGAAAGUACACAUGAGGCACCAAGUUUCAUUACACAACUCACUCAGGUUAGAACUUGAAGGAUUUUGAUCUCUAUAAUGGAGAUUGCAUUGAUGAAUCUCUUGCUGCUGCUGCUACAGAUUCAAGAUAAUUGGCCCUCUGUGUUGUUUGCAAUGGCGGGUGGGGUUGGUUUAAGUAUUGGAAACCUUGCUACUCAGUAUUCUUUAGCUUUUGUUGGUCUGUCUGUUACAGAAGUGACAGCUGCGAGCAUCACCGUUGUUGUAGGCACUACUGUCAAUUACUUUUUGGACAACGGAUUGAACAGAGCUGAUAUUCUUUUCUCUGGUGUUGGUUGCUUCAUGGUAGCUGUUUGUCUUGGUUCUGCUGUUCACUCUUCCAAUUCUGCUGAUAUCAAGGCGAAACUCGGAAAACUCUCAGGGGAUUGUGAAACUGUGACCCCUGAAGAGUGCCAGAGACUAUUUGGAGUAGAAGAAGAAGAAGAAGAAGAAAAAGAGAUGGAGAAUGUAAAGGAAGGGUCUGCAGCUUUUCUUAUAGCACUCGAAAACAAAAGAGCAAUCAAAGUGUUAGGAAAGAGCAUGGUUGUUGGUCUGGGAAUAACUUUUUUUGCAGGACUUUCUUUCUCAUUGUUCUCACCACUAUUCAACCUUGCAACAAACGAUCAAUGGCACACUCUAAAACAAGGCGUUCCCAAGCUGAUUGUCUACACUGCGUUCUUCUACUUCUCACUAUCUUGCUUUGUAAUCGCGGUCGCUCUCAACAUUAGUUUCCUGUACAAACCUGUGCUAGACUCACCAAGAUCUUCCUUUAGAGAAUACCUGAGUGACUGGAACGGAAGAGGUUGGGCACUUGCAGCUGGAUUGUUAUGUGGGUUUGGUAACGGUCUUCAGUUCAUGGGUGGACAAGCUGCAGGAUAUGCAGCCUCAGAUGCUGUUCAGGCACUUCCUUUAGUAUCGACUUUUUGGGGGAUAUAUCUGUUUGGGGAGUAUAGGAGAUCAUCUACGCGAACAUAUGCUUUGCUUGUUGGAAUGCUGGUGAUGUUUACUGUUGCUGUGGGGCUUCUAAUGGCCUCGGCUGGGGAAAGAGAGACGCGAUUUACUUAGAGAGCUGAUCGAUAUGACCAAAACAGAUGGUGUCGCUCUUAAUAUGUUGUACAUUGUGGUUACUUCAAUUGAAAGAAAAUGUAAAUGAUUGCUGUUUGAUAUUCGUUUUUAUAAGAAAUGAAAUGAAUACAGAUAAUAUAUUAGUAGGUGCUA